This is a messenger RNA of Ailuropoda melanoleuca (giant panda), 918 nucleotides long. Its product is annotated as olfactory receptor 1013-like. The transcript has a single exon. Bases 1 to 918 code for a protein of 305 amino acids. Gene Ontology annotation, molecular function: G protein-coupled receptor activity; olfactory receptor activity. Gene Ontology annotation, cellular component: membrane. Gene Ontology annotation, biological process: G protein-coupled receptor signaling pathway. The record is from RefSeq and is a predicted model, not a curated record. NCBI's taxonomy places the organism in Eukaryota, Metazoa, Chordata, Mammalia, Carnivora, Ursidae.
AUGGAGAGAAGCAAUCAGACGGUGACUGACUUCAUCCUCGUGGGCUUCACAAAAGCCCCGGUGGUGCAACUGGUCCUGUUCGUGGUCUUCCUUAGUGUGUACUCUCUGACUCUGGUUGCAAAUUCCACCCUCAUAAUAUUGAUCUGUAAUGACUCCCGGCUGCACACACCCAUGUAUUUUUUCAUUGGGAAUUUGUCUAUUCUGGAUCUCUGCUUAACCUCUGUCUACACGCCAAAGAUCCUGGUGACGUGCAUCUCUGAAGACAAAAGCAUCUCCUUUGCUGGCUGUGUAUGUCAGUUCUUCUUCUCUGCUGCGCUGGGAUACAGUGAGUGUUACCUGUUGGCCACCAUGGCUUAUGACCGCUACGUGGCCAUCGCAAAGCCACUGCUCUAUUCUCAGGCUAUGUCUAAAAAGCUAUGUGCAUUUUUGGUAACAUCCUCCUUCCUUAGUGGUUUUAUUAACUCUUCGAUCAUCACCAAGAGAACAUUUGCCUUGAACUUCUGUAGUGGCAAUGUCAUUGAUGACUUUUUCUGUGAUUUGCUUCCCUUGGUGAAGUUGGCUUGUGGCAGGAAAGAUGGCUAUCAGACUGUGCUGUACAUCAUCCUGGUCUCCAACGUCAUCGCCCCCUCCGUGCUCAUCCUGGCCUCCUACCUGUUCAUCAUUGCCACCAUCUUGAGGAUCCGCUCCACCCAGGGUCGCCUCAAAGCCUUCUCCACGUGCUCCUCCCACCUGGUCUCUGUCACCUUGUACUAUGGCUCCGUUCUCUAUAUCUACUCUCGUCCCCGAUCUAGCUAUUCUUUGGACACAGAUAAAAUAGUUUCUACCUUUUACACUGUGGUGUUCCCCAUGUUGAAUCCCAUGAUCUAUAGCCUGAGGAAUAAGGAUGUGAAAGAGGCUCUGAAUAAACUCAUUAAAUAA